AUCAAAUUCACAAUUUUAAAAUGGAAUAUUUACAAUUAUCCGACUGAGAGUCCGAGUUGCAACAGACAGCGCUUUUAAAUCGAAUAUUUCCCAUCGCAGCUUCGAAAACCCUAAUUCACCUCGAUUCCCCCCUUUUCCUCUCUCUCUCUCUCUGUCUCGCAAUCGAGCUCCGUCGAUUUCUUCUUUCCGUUUCUGCUGCGUGAAUUUCGAUUGGAUUCAAUUCUAAUGAGGCCAGCCGGGAAUCCAACCCAGGGCUACGGCGGCGGCGGGGAUAUGCAGCGGGAGAAUCCUCCCUCGAACAAUCUAUGGAUCGGUAACGUGUCGCAGGACGUUAGUGAGGCCGAGCUGAAAGCGCUGUUCGAGAAAUACGGCAAAGUCGAUAGCGUGACGACGUACUCAGCUCGCAACUACGCAUUCGUGCAGUUCAAGGAAAUGGAGGAGGCAAGAUCUGCGAAAUUGGCCCUCCAGGGCUUCUACUUCCAUGGAAGUUCCUUAAAAAUCGAGUUUGCGAAACCGGCUAAACCUUGUAAAAGCUUGUGGGUAGCUGGAAUAAGUCAAUCUGUUUCCAAAGAAGAACUGGAGAACGAGUUCCUCAACUUUGGUAAAAUCCAGGAAUUCAGGUUCCUUAGAGAUCGGAACACUGCUUAUGUUGAUUAUGUUGCAUUGGAAGAUGCUACUCAAGCACUGAAAACAAUGAAUGGGAAACGAAUUGGCGGUGCUCAUAUACGUGUGGAUUAUCUCAGGUCACAGUCUUCCAGAAGAGAGCUGGGUCCAGAUGGAAAGGAAGGACAGUUUCCUGGUAGGAAUAUGUGGAUGGGACAUGAUCCCAUGAGCAAUUAUUCUGAUCCUAGUUUUGCUGGGUCCAAAAGGAAAAAUCAAUUCCUUCCAACCGGAUCACAAUAUGGAGAUGCACCGCUUAGUAAAGUUCUAUGGAUAAGAUAUCCUCCUGCUGCUGUUAUCGAAGAAGAUAUGCUCCAUAAUGCCUUGAUUUUGUUUGGGGAGAUAGAGAGGAUUAAGACAUUCAGUGACAAGAACUAUGCUUUCGUCGAGUUCAGAAGUGUCGAAGAAGCAAGGCGAGCCAAAGAAGGAUUACAGGGCAAACUCUUCAAUGAUCCUAGGAUACUAAUUGAGUACUUCAAUGGAGAAUUUCCAGGAGGUAGAGGAAGUGAAUAUGUACUUCAACCAGGUCAGAUGGACAUUCUUGGUCUUAACCAUCCUGCUUUACUAGGCAAUAAUCCUGGACAUCCACCAUCCCUUGGAAUUCGAGGACCUGAGUUAUAUGUGAGGCCACCCUUAGGUCCUCAUAGCACGUUUGAACAUCCAGGACAUGGUCCAGAAUUUAUGGACUUGGCUGCUGGUCAUAAAUUACAGAACCCUAGUCCCAAACCUCUGAUGGGAGGGCCAUCUUGGAAUAGGUUAUCUCCCCCAUCUGGAAUAGUUUCUUCUCCGUCAGCAGGUUUUAAUGUACAAAACAGGUCUGGGUCUGGUACAUGGGACGUUUUUGAUGCUAACCAGUUUCAAAGGGACUCCAAAAGGUCAAGAUAUGAAACAGCUUUACCUUCCGAAAGAGCUGAAUUGGAUGAGCCGUAUGGGCUGCCUGUAGCAAGAACUGGUGGAGCUUCUGGUUCUCUAACAAGGGGCAUGACUGGUGGGCCUGGUCACCGUUAUGCUGAAAAUGAUUGCAUAUGGCGUGGUCUUAUUGCGAAGGGUGGCACACCUGUUUGUAAUGCUCGAUGUGUUGCUGUAGGAGAAGGCCUUGCUGCUGAUAUCCCUGAUGUGGUAAAUUGCUCUGCACGAACUGGAUUGGACUUGCUGAGCAAACAUUAUGAGGAUGCUACUGGGUUUGAUAUUGUGUUCUUUUUGCCGGAUAGUGAGGAGGAUUUUGCUUCAUAUACAGAGUUCUUGAGAUACCUAGGUUCAAAAGACCGGGCAGGAGUCGCCAAGUUUGAUGAUGGGACAACCUUAUUUUUAGUGCCUCCAUCUGAUUUCUUGACUAAAGUUCUAAAAGUUUCAGGGCCAGAACGCCUUUAUGGAGUGGUUCUCAAAUUUUCUCAAGUAGCUCCUAGUAGUGCUGCCCCCAAUCCACGAUUAAGUCAUCCUCAAUAUGCAGAUCCACACAAGUUGACUGUGCCGCAUACUGGAUACGCUCCUAAUCAACCAGAGAAAAGGCCCUUGGAUAACUCUAGAGUUUUGCCUGAGGAUCCUAAUAUGCCUCCAAAAGCUCCUACUCCUGUAACUGGCUCUUUCCCUGCACACUCUGUUCCCCCAGCUACAGUAGCAACACAAGCUGGCUUAGCUUUGACACCUGAACUCAUUGCUACUCUGUCAUCACUACUUCCUCCAAAUAAUGCUUCUCCUGGUUUACAAACUGCACCAUUACUGCAGACCACCUCUACAUUGGGUGCAACAUCCCAUGUUGCUAGUGGUCAUGACAAUGUGGCUAACUGGAAACAUGAACAGCAGGCGGUAGGUCAAAACAGUCAGCUAAACAGUCAGCUCCUGCAACAGCUAAGUAGCCAGUUCAACCCACAGUUGCAACAUCCACAGGCAGCUCAAACUGCUCAUGCAACUAACCAGUUCCACCAAAUGUACAAUCCAAACAGCCAGAUGAAUGAUCACCCAAACAAUAUGUCGGCUCAGGGUGCUGCUUCAUCUAAACCUAUGGCACCUGCUUUUUCCUCGCAAAGUGGACAGGAUAUCAACCAGUACUAUCUACAAGGGGGUUCUCAGGAUGCCUUGAGGAGUCAGGGGAUGGAUAAUGGUAACAAUUCUCAGAGGUUGUAUAACCCAUCUAUUAUCCAGCAAUCAGCAUAUCCCAUGGCUUCAUCAAAUCAGCAUAGUGGUGUUCCCCAGCCGUAUAUGCCAUUGCCUUCUUCUGAAGUAGAGGCAGCACAUCAAAGUCAGCCACCUCAGGCUGCUCCUCCAUUUGGGGCUACCCAGGAAAGUGCUGAAACAGAGGCCGACAAAAAUGAACGUUACAAGACUACACUAUUAUUUGCAGCUAAUCUCCUCUCCCGAAUACACCAACCGCCGGGUAAUCAACCAGGGCAGGGUGCAGGGAGUCAUUGAUUACCUUUCUUCAUCAGGAUACGAGGAAUCGCUCGAAGCAGCCAAGGCAAUUAUCAUCGACGCUAUUUUCGAUUUUUUUUUUCCCAUCUCGUUUUUUGUUUGUUAGUUUUCCCAUCUUUUUUUUUUAGUUGUAUAAUAUAGCUGGGCCAUAUAUGCCCAGUAUCUGGCUUUUGUAGGCAAAUUUGGGAUUUUAUGGGACCAACUUUUCUUUAUGUGAAGGUUGCUACAGUUUUGUUUCA
This is a messenger RNA of Salvia miltiorrhiza (redroot sage), 3308 nucleotides long. Its product is annotated as flowering time control protein FPA. The record is from RefSeq and is a predicted model, not a curated record. Gene Ontology annotation, molecular function: RNA binding. The transcript is spliced from 6 exons. NCBI's taxonomy places the organism in Eukaryota, Viridiplantae, Streptophyta, Magnoliopsida, Lamiales, Lamiaceae. The coding region runs from base 226 to 3069 and encodes 947 amino acids.